UUAACCUUUAGAGAGAAAACAAAAACACAAUUUUUUUGAAGAAGAUGAUGAAAAUGAUUAUGUGUGGAUUAGUUUUGGUAAUGGUGAUGAGCAAUGCAAUCAAGAGUGUCCAUGGAAUGACAUGCUCAGAAGCAUUGCAGCCAUUGAAGCCAUGCAUUGGGUACUUGACUGACUCUGAACCAUCAUCACCUUCGGAUUCUUGCUGUUCGGGUGUGGAGGAACUAAGCAACGAGGCUACCACCACAGAGAUUCGACAGCAGCUUUGCGGGUGUUUCAAGAAGGCCGUCGCAGCUUUCGGUAUUGAUCCUAAUAGAGCUAAGCAACUUCCUGGUUCAUGUGGUGUUCAGUCUCCUGUUCCUAUCGACCCUACUAUCGACUGCACCACGGUUGCUUGAUGAUUCUACAUUUUUCCUGCAAUAUAUAUUGAAGCUGGAAGCAUUAAUUAUUUUAUAAUAAAAAGUAUUAUGAUUGAAAAUAGUGUGCGAGUCUUCUUUGAUCUAUUUAUCGAGUUUGUGCAGGGAAUUCUUUUAUUCUUAUA
Molecule: messenger RNA, 538 nt
Organism: Mercurialis annua (annual mercury)
Lineage: Eukaryota; Viridiplantae; Streptophyta; Magnoliopsida; Malpighiales; Euphorbiaceae
Product: non-specific lipid-transfer protein 1-like
Exons: 2
Coding region: 45-395 (116 amino acids)
Biological process (GO): lipid transport
Cellular component (GO): membrane
Molecular function (GO): lipid binding
Source: RefSeq, a predicted model, not a curated record